Molecule: messenger RNA, 4317 nt
Organism: Pocillopora damicornis (cauliflower coral)
Lineage: Eukaryota; Metazoa; Cnidaria; Anthozoa; Scleractinia; Pocilloporidae
Biological process (GO): protein autoubiquitination; protein monoubiquitination; aggresome assembly
Cellular component (GO): peroxisomal membrane; aggresome
Molecular function (GO): zinc ion binding; ubiquitin protein ligase binding; ubiquitin protein ligase activity
Source: RefSeq, a predicted model, not a curated record
AGUCUAGCAGAGGUUUUCAGAUGCUUUAUUUGCAUGGAGAAGCUGCGAGAUGCUAGACUUUGUCCUCAUUGUUCCAAAAUGUGCUGUUUCCUAUGUAUAAGGCGAUGGUUGACUGAACAAAGACCACAGUGUCCACAUUGCAGAGCAUCCCUUCAUCUUCAUGAACUUGUCCACUGUCGAUGGGUUGAAGAAGUCACUCAGCAAUUAGACUCACUUCAGUUAACAGGCCCCCCUAAAGCUAAAGAAGAUGCAGAUAAAGACAGAUGUGACAUUCAUCAUGAAAAACUCAGUGUCUUCUGCAGUACAUGUAAGCAGUGCAUCUGCCAUCAGUGUGCUCUGUGGGGGGGAACGCACUCCGGCCACACUUUUAAGCCCCUGGAUGAGGUAUACGACCAGCAUGUCUCAUCAAUCACAGAUGAGGUUGCAGCAUUAAGGCGCAGACUGAUGGAACUGAUUAGUCUUGUUCAGGAAGUGGAACGCAAUGUGGAAAGUUUGCGUGAAGCUAAAGAAGAACGUGUACGUGAAAUUCGCAAUGCAGUGGAAUUGAUGAUAGCACGCUUAGACACUCAGCUUAAAAGUAAAUUGCUGACACUUAUGGGUCAAAAGAACUCUCUGACUCAGGAGACAGAACUGUUAGAAUCCUUGUUACAGGAAGUUGAACAUCAGUUGCACUCUUGCUCCAGAAGUGAACUUAUUGCUAAAAGUGGUGAACUUUUACAGAUGUUUAAUCAGGUUCAUCGUAAACCAAUGGCUUCAUUUGUGAGUCCUCCAAUACCAGCUGAUUUUUCAAGUGAAAUUGUACCUGGCUAUGACACAAGUACAUUCUGUAUCACCAAUUUCAGUUUAUUACGAAGAAAGGCAGAUCCUGUUUAUAGUGAACCCUUAAAUAUCAGUGGACUUAGUUGGAGACUUAAGGUUUAUCCUGAUGGUAAUGGUGUGGUGAGAGGAAAUUACCUGUCUGUAUUUCUGGAGCUCUCUGCUGGACUGCCAGAAACAUCCAAGUACGAAUACAGAGUUGAAAUGAUUCACCAUGCAUCUCCUGAUUCAAGCAAGAACAUUGUGAGGGAGUUUGCGUCUGACUUUGAAGUUGGUGAAUGUUGGGGUUACAACAGAUUUUUUCGCUUGGAUCUUUUGGGAAAUGAAGGAUACCUGAACACAGCAAAUGACACUUUGAUUCUAAGGUUUCAAGUCAGACCUCCAACAUUCUACCAAAAGUGUAGAGAUCAACAGUGGUAUAUUAAUCAACUUGAAACUGGUCAGACGCAGUACAUUCAGCAGAUUAACGAUUUAAAAGAGCGACUUGCCAUUGAACUGUCCAGAAACCAUGCACCGACUUCCUCAGCACCGGGCAGCGUGUCAGACAUGGGUCACGUGUCUUUACUUGAACAAUCAUUGGACAACAUCGAGGAUGAUAAUGAUCAUUUGGUCACCAAGCAACAAAAUGAUGCCCAGUUGGUAGUGCGACGGGCCCAAGUUUCCAGGCCACGUGCCACAGCACACACUGCAUUAGAUGUGGAAACUGCCUCUGGGCCAGUACUUCCAGCAUCAGAGGAAGGAGAAGAAGUGGUGGAUGAGUACACAAAUGAAGAUGAUAAUGGAGAGGAAGACGAAGACGAGAGUGGUGCUGAUACUGGUGAUGACGAGAAUGAAGUGGAUGGAAGACCGGAAGCUGAGGAGGAGACAUCUGAGCCGGAAGGAAAUGAAGAGGAGUCAUUAAGAGACGAGACUUUAGAAGAGGAAGCACUUCAGGAUCUCGUCCCAUGCUCAGAAAGUUCCCCGGAAGAACAGGCUGCGCAACAGAAGGAACAAGAGGCCUGGGACGUAGAAGAUGUUGAACUCGAAUUCUUUGAUAUUAACAGUGUAACGGAACAGCGAGAAGAGGCAGAACCAAAACCCGAGCCAUUGUCAACUCAAACCAGCUGCUCUAAUUGCCUUCCAAACAAUCAAGGUCCUCUUAUCGAUGCAGAGGAAAGAGCGCUUCUUAAUUUGCUUAAGUUUGAUAAUCGAGGCCCCAGAGGGUCGCGUUGGAAUGCGCCGGCUGUGUCACGGAGGUAUGUGUCAGUAGUGGAGUGGCCCAGGAGGGGAGAUGACGAUAAAGACAAGCAUAAGGAAAGGACCAAGAAGAGAACGCGCUUGGAGAAGACCAGCAGCAUGCUGGAGAGACUGCAGAGUUGUUUAACCCGCGCAGAAGCUCACAAGGCAGCGGCUGCCUCUCUUGACAGUGCGAAAGCCCUAGAGGAAUCUCUGACCAGUGGAAGCCAUCCCAUAGGGAUGAGAUCGGGUACAGGAAAUGUCAGACCUCACAGGAGGGGUGCUUCAUUACCCAGCUUGGAUGGUGCUGACAGUAAAAACCGAACUUCUCCGAAGAAACCCACAGUCUCAUCAGGGACUGUAGCUAGCAUAUGUGUCAGCUCCGGAGUUCCAAUUUCAGCAGUAGCAUGUACCAUUCCCCAUCCCCCUGACCAUGAUGACGGGUGUGGCAACCCUGAACCUGACCUGUCAGUACCUCAUCACUUGCCGGAAAUGGACACAGACAGUCCACGUUCUCGACCCAAAGAUACGAAGCGGAAAGUACACAGAGCAAAUACUGCUCACUCUACUGUUGGAACUGAAGGUCUCCAACUUAGUUCUCAGUUACUGUCCGACCUUAAAAGGGCUUCGACUAUAAACAAAACCUACAGGAUGAGGUACUCUGCUACCGAGGAAGAACUACUACAGAGUCGAGCCAGUUCUCACAAUAGUCCCACACAAGCUGAUAGCAGUGUGGAUCCUUCACCAUGUGGUAGCGCAGAUGAAUCUUUCAUUACGUCACUGAGUUCAUUACCAACAUGUCAGCAGUAUCACUUGGUACACAUUAGCACUGAGGACCUGACUGACAUACACAGCGGUGAUUCACCCACUAACCCUCCCCCCAUAGUAAUCAAUAGAAAGAGGAGCUCACCAACCGGAAGCGCCUGUAGCAACACCAGUCGGGAGGGUGACAACAGCCCCACAGGAAGUGCAGGUUGCUCAAGUCCUCAAAUUAAUGACAGCAGUGCGGAAGAAGACAGGGGAAGUUGUGAUAAAUAAUAUUGCCGUGUCAAAAGUGUCUCUUAAACGUCAUACCUAAGAUACAUUAUACGUAGAGUAGAUUUAUUAUUGUACAGAAUGGCCAGGGGGUCUGGGUUCUAGCCUUGAAUGGUACCUUUAAGUUCCUUAUUCUCCACUGACCUUAAAAUUUUUGGGCGUGUACGACUAUGAGUUCGAGAUCUUCCAAUAGGGAGACAAAGGGCGCUCGAGAAUCUCCGUAAUUUGGUGCCUUAAAAAAAAAGCGGUCGACAUUAUUUUUCAAGUUUUUGCAAAAAAUGGAGUAACCAUUUUGUAACCAGUUCUGUGGUUUGACUUUUUUAAUUGAGCCCUUCGAUUACGUCCGAUCAUAAGAAUUAGCUUUGUUGCUCAGAGAAGCACAGUUAAGUUUCACGACGAAAAUUUCGCUGAAAAACUGAAUGUAACUCUCCUACCUGUUAUCGAGCGAGCUCGGCUUAAAAUCUUAAGGUCUUCAUUAGCGUGAUCUAAAAUUAUUGAAUGAGUUUAAUUUAUUGAUGAGUAAAUGAGAUAUGUUGUAGUGGGAUGAAUGUGAUGUAGUUAAUACUGGCCUUUUCCAUAUUUUUUCUUCCUUCGCUGUUUACUUUCCUAGCCUGCGGGACGGGCGUCAUUUCUUUGACGUUUUUCGGGCAAGCGGAGGAAAGUGUAAAGCGUGCGGGAUAACAGCACGAGGGGCGAGUCGCGUGCCAGAGGAGGAGCUUGUGCAAUAGUGCUUGUCACGCCCGUCAUGCUGACCUCGCGCUGGCCUCCGCUCGCCUAACCUGGCGAAAAAAUGACGCCCUAUCUCUAAGGGACCCUAACGAGUUUUUUUUUAGUAUCGAGUAGUCUCCUUCGCAGCCGUUUUUUUUCCUUCGCAGCCGUUUUUUUUCCUUCGCAACGCUUUUCGCCCUUAUCGCGAGAAAGAGCGUGUUGCGUGAGAGACCAAAUAAAGGCUGAGAAGGAGAGCAGGCAUCAAAUCUUCCUGGAUUUGUUGAAAAAUAAUUAGACAGGGUUUCAUUGAAAGUGUAAGGUAUCUAGGGGCGAUUCCUCUCUUGGUGUUCUCUGGCUUGUACCUAUCUCAACUUUUUCUUUGUGACGUUGAUUCGCCACAUUAAUCAAUGAAUAGAAUCUUCACUAAAUGUACAUAGCUGUGAAUAUGGUUCAAUUUCAAGACGGAGUAUGUUGAGAAUAUAUUUUGAGAGUUGAUAUCGAUUCUCCGGAAGAUUAAUAAAUUAUUGUAUUUGAUUCAUGCUA